AUGGCAGGCGCAGCGCGAAAGGACCUCCUCAAGAAGGUGUACACAAUGGUACCGCCCAUGCUUGAGAGUUUCCAUAAAGGUCAAUUGGGUCGUGUAGCGGUCAUUGGUGGCAGCGAAGAUUAUACGGGCGCACCAUACUUCUCCGCCAUGGCCUCUGCGAAGCUCGGCUGUGAUAUGUCACACGUAAUAUGUGAGCCCGGCGCCGGCGCCGUCAUCAAAACGUACUCCCCUAAUCUCAUGGUGCACCCAUACAUGCGCCAAUCCAAGAACCUUGCUCAAUCUGAGAGCGCAGACACCGUCUCCAAAGAAGUCAUAGGCAUGCUCUCGCGGCUACACGUCAUCGUAAUCGGACCCGGCCUCGGUCGUGACAAGCUCAUGCAAGACACAUGCGCAAAGGUCAUCAAGGAGGCGAGAAAACAGGGUAUCCCGUUUGUGCUUGAUGCAGAUGGUUUGUAUCUCGCUCAGACACAGCCAGAACUGGUGGAGGGCUGUACUGAGUGUAUUCUCACACCCAAUGUGGUUGAGUUUGGACGAUUGGCCAAGGCAAAGGGUGUGAAUGUUGAUGAGGGUGACCCAGCGGAGCUCUGCGCGAAGCUGUCGAAGGCAUUUGGAGGUGUUACUAUCAUCCAAAAGGGGGCGAAAGACUACAUCUCCAACGGAUCCCACACUCUUGUCUCCCAUGGCAAAGGCGGGCUGAAGCGAUCCGGUGGCCAGGGAGACACCCUAACAGGUAGCUUGGCUACCCUCCUGGCUUAUAGAAAAGCGUACCAUGACAAGAUUUGGGAUCACGGGACAGAUAUGUCAAGAGCCGAGACACUUGCCCUCGCAGCGUAUGGUGGUUCGUGUAUUACAAGGGAGUGCUCAAGGUUGGCGUACAAGGAGAAGGGUCGGUCGCUACAAGCCAGUGAUUUGACAGAUCAUGUGCAUACAGCAUUCCUUAAUGUUAUUGGAGAGAAGGAGGAGAGUCCGAUGCUGGAAGAAUAG
This is a messenger RNA of Plenodomus lingam JN3, 984 nucleotides long. RefSeq lists its product as uncharacterized. Gene Ontology annotation, biological process: metabolite repair. The record is from RefSeq and is a predicted model, not a curated record. Gene Ontology annotation, molecular function: ATP-dependent NAD(P)H-hydrate dehydratase activity. NCBI's taxonomy places the organism in Eukaryota, Fungi, Ascomycota, Dothideomycetes, Pleosporales, Leptosphaeriaceae.